Molecule: messenger RNA, 1163 nt
Organism: Salarias fasciatus (jewelled blenny)
Lineage: Eukaryota; Metazoa; Chordata; Actinopteri; Blenniiformes; Blenniidae
Gene: pvalb6
Product: parvalbumin 6
Exons: 5
Coding region: 195-524 (109 amino acids)
Cellular component (GO): cytoplasm
Molecular function (GO): calcium ion binding
Source: RefSeq, a predicted model, not a curated record
UCCCUCCCUUUCUCUCUCUCUCUCUCUCUCUCUCUGCUGUCUGUCAUCCCUCUUUUUCUCUCUUUCUACCUUUUCCUCUCUGCCUGUCCUCCACUUCUCUUCAGCUGCUAGAAGCUUGCAGACUCUCUGCUUCCUUCAACCACUGAGAAUUCAGAAGCACUCCGGACGAAGACCCUGUCACAGGAGCAGCUGAGAUGGCGAUGAGCAGCAUCCUCAACACUGAAGACAUCAAGAAAGCUGUCAGUGCGUUUGCAGCUCCUGACAGUUUUGACCAUAAGAAGUUUUUUGAGAUGGUGGGUCUGAAGUCCAAGUCCAACGACGAUGUGAAGAAGAUCUUCACGGUGCUGGAUGCCGACAACAGCGGCUACAUAGAGGAGGAAGAGCUCAAAUACGUGCUGAAGGGUUUCGCCAAAGAUGGCAGGGACCUGACAGACAAAGAAACCAAAGCAUUUUUAAAAGCAGCCGACAAGGAUGGAGACGGCAAGAUCGGAGUGGACGAAUUUGCCGCCCUCGUGAAAGAAUAAAAUAGUCACUUAUUGCAAUGAAACAUCGCCUCCUAACCCACACGACAUCCCGACACCUGCCUCCCCUCUUCACCUGCUCCCCACGCCCCCCCGACCCCUCACACCCCGACUCACCUCCUGCCCCCCCUCUUAUGAGACUAAAGCUGAUUCUACUGCGACUCUUCUUCUCAACCUUUCCCCUCCUCGUCCAUCUCCACCCCCCACCCCUAUUUAUUUGAUCCUUUUUAUACAGAUUCUUUUGGUUUCUCUUUAUGUAUAGAUUCAUAACAUGCCUGCAGGAACAAAGCUCACAUUUUAAACCAUAAGAUAGAUGUACAAACAAAAACAGGUUAUUGGAGAAAGGAUCUCAUUUCCCUCUGUAUCUCGAACUUCGCCCUCCUUCUUAUCUUUCCCUCGCCGGUACUUCUUCUCCCUCUGCAUCUCUACUAUGUUCUCUUUUCCGUUUCCCCCCCUCGUCUCUGUUAAAGUCACCUCUGGCUCUGUGCCCUUAAUGGACCCCUCUAUCCUCCCUCACACCAUCACCUCCUCCGUCCAUCCAUCCAUCCAUCUCUCCUCUGGUAAUGAGCUGUUGUAAAACACACCAAAAGAAGAAAGAAGUCAAGCUGUGAAAGAAUUAAAUAAAACUGAAAAAACAACAAA